AUGGUGAUCGUCCUACAGAGAAGAGACAAUGAAUCAAAAAAUCGACAGCUCUCAUACACUAGAUUACAAAGUGUUACUCGUAAACACUUAAUUAAACUUAUUACACUUACACAGGAACUCGAGUUCGAUGAUACCGUGAACGUGAUAGAUAUGACGAAACGCACGAUGAAUUGUGCCGGUAUUUGGCCAGAAAAUACGAACGAGCCUAAAUUUAUAUUUUUUGCAAUAUAUUUAACAAUACAUUGUUCAUUAGCUGUCAUCGAUAUAUCAAUGAAUAUAACGAAUUUAACUUAUAUCGUUGGAUGUCUAUUGGAAAAUGUAUUCAAUUUGAUGGCGCUAUUGAAAAUAUGCAUUUGUAGGAUAAAAAGAAAGUCAUUAGCAAGAUUGUUGGAAGAUGUCAGAACCGAUUUUAUUAUUGACAAUUAUAAUACCAUUGAUGAAAAAAUAGCUUUUUUAAGUUACAAUAAAUUUAGUCGUAAAUUCGUUAAAUUGACUUUGAUCGUAUGCUUGGCCGGUGCAUGCUCUUAUUACUUCAUGUCGUUGGUGAAUAACGUUGAAAUGGUAAUCAGAAAUUCAUCAUACGGAUACCGAUUGCCAUAUAGAGUAUGGUUGUUAAUCGAGCCAAAAGAUUUGAUAACAUAUAUCUGCCUUUGCUGUUAUCAAUUUAUUAUUAUUCCAAGUAUCGUGUUUGGUUACGUUGGUACUGAUUGUCUUUUCGUUAGUUUGGUACUUCACGUCAGUGGAUUAUUUUCUGCAUUGUCUUGCAAGGUCAAACAUGUAUUGGAUGAUCCAAAUGAUCGACAACGUCGUAUGAAAGAUCUAAUUGUUAAACACGUACGAUUGAUUAGAUUGUCGGAAUCAUUAGAGGAUGAAUUUAAUUUAGUAAUAUUGCAACAAUUGGUUGGUAAUACUUUUCAACUUUGUUUAUUGGGAUACGACGCUCUUGCUAGUACAGCCGAGGGGGAAGGUAGAAUGUUGGUCGCAUUUUUUCUAAUCGUCGCUUGCGUGUUUAGCACACUUCUGGCUUAUUGUUAUAUGGGAGAAUGUCUCAUAAAGGAGAGCUCCGUUUUAGGUGAUGCAUUUUAUCACUGUGAGUGGUACAAAAUUUCAAGAACGGAAAAAAAAUUGAUGCACAUUUGCAUGAUGCGUUCGACGAAAUUUAUGCGACUUACUUCCGGUAAAUUUUGCACCUUGUCACUGAACACAUUUACCGACGUUUUGAAAACAUCAAUGGCUUAUUUUUCGGUGCUACGGACAUUCGUUUGAAAAAGGAAUCAAAUCGCCUUCGAUUUAAUAUAUUUAACGAAUUGCAUAUACCAAUACAUAUACAUAUAUAUAUUUAUAUAUAUGUAUAUAUAUAUAUAUAUAUAUACACGUACUAUAUGU
Messenger RNA from Vespa mandarinia (Asian giant hornet), 1386 nucleotides. Its product is annotated as putative odorant receptor 92a. The record is from RefSeq and is a predicted model, not a curated record. Lineage: Eukaryota; Metazoa; Arthropoda; Insecta; Hymenoptera; Vespidae. Gene Ontology annotation, cellular component: plasma membrane. Gene Ontology annotation, molecular function: olfactory receptor activity; odorant binding. Gene Ontology annotation, biological process: sensory perception of smell; detection of chemical stimulus involved in sensory perception of smell.